Molecule: messenger RNA, 660 nt
Organism: Thlaspi arvense
Lineage: Eukaryota; Viridiplantae; Streptophyta; Magnoliopsida; Brassicales; Brassicaceae
Source: the annotation of a GenBank genome assembly
AUGCCUCCCAGGGCAAGCUAUGUCGCGGUGGGCUCAGAGAUAUAUGUGAUUAGUAGUGUUUGUGAUGGCGAUAAGACAUCAACUGUCUUAAGCAUCGACUGUAGAUCUCAUACGGUGCAACCUCUCCCGAGCAUGCCUGUGCCCAUGUCUAGUCUAGUCGCUGACAUCAUCGACGGAAGAAUCUACGUAAUUGGAGAUAGAACAGCUAUGUUCAAUACAGAAACAAAAACGUGGGAGCCUAUCAUGGAGGUCACGGGGGCGUAUGAUUGUGUCGCGAUGGCUGGUAAGUUGUACACGAGGAAAUAUAAGGAUCACUUUGUAUACUUUGUUUACGAUCCAAAGGAAAGAAAAUGUGAAACAGAAGAGGUGCUGAAUUCAAAAUUGUGGAUGGACACGUGUGUGGUUGAUGACGUAUUGUACUACUACGAUGAAGAUGACGAUAGUUUAAAUACGUAUGAUCCAAAGCAGAGGUGUUGGGGAGUGGUGAAAGGUUUGGAAGAAUUGUUGGCUGAGAUGAACGCAUCAUAUACACUUAAGAAUAUUGUGGGUUACAGUGGGAAACUGUAUUUGUUUAUUGAAAAAGAAAAAAAAAAAACAAAAAGAGAUUUUGUGUGCGGAGAUCUCGCUGGCAAAACGUCAAGGAGUAGAUGUUUUGGGUAA